Hirsutella rhossiliensis is the source of this 234-nucleotide messenger RNA. RefSeq lists its product as uncharacterized. The transcript is spliced from 2 exons. The record is from RefSeq and is a predicted model, not a curated record. Bases 1 to 234 code for a protein of 77 amino acids. Lineage: Eukaryota; Fungi; Ascomycota; Sordariomycetes; Hypocreales; Ophiocordycipitaceae.
AUGCUGGUCCACGUCCCCGACCACGCCCACGAGGCUUCAUUUAGCAACCAGCCCUGCGUCGGCAGCAACUUUACUGCCUCGUGGGGCUACCGCGCCGACGAGGACGCAGGCAUCUUGACCCUCUUCAACCACGACAAGUCUCGCACUGCCUGGUUUGGAUGGAACCACGUCAACAACUCGACCGACCUUCCUGAUGUUGGACCCAACGCCACAAGCAAGACAGGAGGGGAAUAG